Messenger RNA from Coregonus clupeaformis (lake whitefish), 2630 nucleotides. RefSeq names its product paired box protein Pax-9. The record is from RefSeq and is a predicted model, not a curated record. Bases 315 to 1376 code for a protein of 353 amino acids. Gene Ontology annotation, molecular function: RNA polymerase II cis-regulatory region sequence-specific DNA binding; DNA-binding transcription factor activity, RNA polymerase II-specific. Gene Ontology annotation, biological process: regulation of transcription by RNA polymerase II; anatomical structure development. Lineage: Eukaryota; Metazoa; Chordata; Actinopteri; Salmoniformes; Salmonidae. The transcript is spliced from 4 exons.
UAGGAAAGUUUCUCUCUAUAAACUCAAACUUCCAUUGGUGGACCUAGCCUCGCGGAGAAUACUUUUUUUGGAAGUCCGGCCCAUGAUUUGUCUGGAUUGAAAUGUAAGCCUGUCUCCGCUGCCAUCAGGAAACACAUCGCGGAUUUGUCCUUCUCGCUACUAUCGUUAGUUCGGUUAAUGCAGUGCCGGUGGCCGGAGGAGAGCGAGGAUUUGUGCUACCCUAGACAGGUUUCCAGACACCAGCGAAACUGGACUCGGAACUGGACGGAAGGCGUAACUCCGAGAUCCCAAUAAUAAUUUGUGGACUAAACGCAAUGGAGCCAGCCUUUGGAGAGGUGAACCAGCUCGGCGGUGUUUUUGUCAACGGCAGACCGCUACCCAACGCAAUCCGGCUGCGGAUUGUAGAGCUCGCCCAGCUGGGCAUCAGGCCUUGCGACAUCAGCAGACAGCUCCGGGUCUCCCACGGCUGCGUCAGCAAGAUACUGGCCCGGUACAACGAGACCGGCUCUAUACUCCCGGGAGCGAUCGGGGGCAGCAAACCACGGGUCACCACGCCUACAGUAGUCAAGCACAUACGGACAUACAAGCAGAGGGACCCGGGUAUCUUCGCUUGGGAGAUCCGGGACAGGCUACUGGCUGACGGAGUUUGUGACAAGUUCAAUCUACCAUCUGUGAGCUCCAUCAGUAGGAUCCUCCGCAACAAGAUUGGGAAUCUGUCCCAGCAGAGUCAGUAUGAGUCCAGCAAGCAGUCGUCUCACCCACCACCACAACCAACGCUACCAUACAACCACAUAUACUCCUAUCCGACCCCCAUCGGAGCCUCUGGGACCAAAGUACCAACUCCCCCGGGCAUGCCUACCCUACCCGGACACAUGGCUAUGCACAGGAUAUGGCCCUCCUCCCACUCGGUAACAGAUAUUCUGGGGAUUCGGUCGAUAACAGAGCAACAAAUUAGUGACAGUUCGUCCUUUCCCAGUGCCAAACUAGAAGAAUGGAGCGUUAUAAACAGGACACAUUUUCCGCCGUCAGCAAGCUCUCCACUAGUCAAUGGCGUGCUGGAUAAACCACCGCAUUCUAUAGAACCUGAAGCAAAAUACACACAGAUGCAGAGUGGCUUGCCCACAGUGAACAGUUAUGUCACAGCGCCCAGCAUCCCAGCCUACCCCCCUCCCACCCCAGUGUCGCCCUACAUGGGGUACAGCGCCACCACGUCGGCCUAUGUGACCGGUCCCACAUGGCAGCCGCACAGUGGCAGUGCUCGCUCUCACCACAGCUGUGACAACGUCGCCGCUCCGCUGGCCUUCAAGGGUUUGACAGCCCACCACCGUGACGCCAUCCACCCCAAUGCCCACGCCAUCACCGCCUCAGCACUGUAGAACACAGACAGACGGGCGGUCGGACGGAGAGACAGAGGGAGAGGGAAGAAGAGGGGGAGCAGGACAGACGGACGGGCGGAUGGAGAUAAAAGAGGAGGGAGGAAGGAAGGAAGGAAGGAAGGAAGGAAGGAAGGAAGGAAGGAAGGAAGAAGGACAGAUGGAGAAAUAAGUCCUCCUUUACCAUGGGUCAGCUCAUUACAAACAAUCACCUCUUCUGUAUUUAUAUGGUGACCUCACCUAGGUCCCAUAUCCAUCAUAACAUUCUCUUCCAUACCAAGACAUGGUGACCUCACCUAGGUCCCAUAUCCAUCAUAACAUUCUCUUCCAUACCAAGACAUGGUGACCUCACCUAAGUCCCAUAUCCAUCACAACAUUCUCUUCCAUACCAAGACACGGUGACCUCACCUAAGUCCCAUAUCCAUCACAACAUUCUCUUCCAUACCAAGACAUGGUGACCUUUCCUAGGUCCCAUAUCCAUCACAACAUUCUCUUCCAUACCAAGACAUGGUGACCUUUCCUAGGUCCCAUAUCCAUCACAACAUUCUCUUCCAUACCAAAGCCAUGGUGUGGAGAACUCAAGUUAACAGACAGGACAUGGAAGGGAAGCCUUGCCACACUUUCCACACUAUCUACAGACAUGACACUGGUCUGUGGCCCUGCAGAAAGCUUUCAGGACAGGUGUAUUGAAGGACUGACUGGCUGUUUCUCAUAUUUCCAAGGAGGACAUUGUGCCAUCCUCAUCAAGAGCUUGCCUCUUAAACCCAUUUCUGAACACUUCUCCGCAAAUGUUAUUAGGGACAGGAGCUAAAGUACUGUAUGACAAUCACAACCAUGAGGAAAACAACAUUUGCAUUUAAGUGAUUCAGGGGUGAUAUCAGUUGCCAUUGUUUUGGAUGUUUGUAUUUUUCUUUUUUGUUUAUGAUUUUGAUAAAAGUUACAAUCUUAAAAUUGAACAAAGUUUUUUCACUUCUCGACUUAAAUGUAUGCCAAAGCUUCGGAGAAGUUAUCCUAAUGUUUAUUUAUUAGACUGACUAAAAGGUACUAUGGUUGAACGAAGUGCAAUUAUUACAUCAGAAGGCAACGGUGGAAACAGUAUAGGCCUACAGGGAUGUUCCCAACACACUUUGACAGCAUUUGGCAUUAGUCUUCUCUGUAAUGUUUGAAACUACAUUAUGAUAAAACAGUAAAGCUGCACAGUUCCAAUCUAUGCACAAUGAAAUUGAAUGUAUCUUAAUUAAAGGAAAUUUGUUUGGA